UUUAGUAAGAAAUUGAAAAAACACACUCCAUCCCUCUUUCUGUCUGUACCCAGCACUGAACCUUUUUCCCUUUUAUCAAAUGAUUUUGCUCACUUUCUUCCACAAGGAUUAUCUUCCCCAAGUUAGUGUAAACAGAGGAAUCUUCUAGAUUCCAUCUAAUACCUCCUCACAGCCAAUGACACAGUCUGAACCCCUCUAACUCCCCGCGGCCUCCCCCUUGGCUGAAGUGCUAAACCCCCCUGGUCUCGGAUCUCCAUGCCUGUGUUGACUCACCACUACAGAGAUAUAUGGCACAGCGCUUCUGACACCGUCUGAUUCAUUCUGUGGUGGUACAGGCAGCCAGCAGACCGUUCUCCAUGAGGAGCAGUAGAAGAUGCCGGCUCUGCCAGCGCUGCUGCUGUCGAUACACUUCCUCUCCUUCCUGCUAGUCACCAUGGCGCCGCGCUCCCUCAGUCAGGCCCCCCUGCUCUCCUCCGUCCGCAUGGCGGCGAUCCUGGACGACCAGUCGGUGUGUGGGCGCGGGGAGCGGCUGGCACUGGCACUGGCCAGGGAGAACAUCAACAGCGUGAUGGAGGGCCCUGCACGAGCCCGCGUGGAGGUGGAUAUCUACGAAUUGCAAAAAGACUCCCAGUACGACACUACCGACACCAUGUGUCAGAUUCUACCCAAAGGCGUCGUCUCUGUGAUAGGUCCCGCCUCCAGCCCCGCCUCUGGCUCUACUGUCAGUCAUAUAUGUGGAGAGAAGGAGAUCCCUCAUGUAAAGAUUGGUCCAGAGGAAACUCCUCGCUUGCCGUACCUGCGCUUUGCCUCAGUGACUCUGUACCCUAGCAACGAGGACCUGAGUCUGGCCAUAGGAGCCAUCUUACGCUCUUUCAGCUACCCCUCAGCCAGCCUGGUCUGCGCCAAGGCUGAGUGCUUGCUGAGACUGGAGGAACUGGUGCGCCGCUUCCUCAUCUCGCGGGAGACGCUGUCGAUCAGGAUGCUGGACGACAACUUGGACCCCACGCCGCUGCUGAAGGAGAUCCGUGACGACAAGGUGGCCACCAUCAUCAUCGACGCCAACGCCUCGGUGUCCUAUCUCAUCCUCAAGAAGGCAUCGGAGCUGGGGAUGACAUCAGCAUUUUACAAGUACAUCCUCACCACCAUGGACUUUCCGCUCUUGAGAUUAGAUGAUAUAGUGGAUGAGCAGUCCAACAUUGUAGGUUUCUCCAUGUUCAACACCACCCAUCCCUUCUACCUGGAGUUCAUCAGGAGCCUCAACCUUUCCUGGAGGGAGGGUUGUGACCUCACCUACCCCGGUCCUGCGCUCUCGUCAGCGCUGAUGUUUGAUGCGGUGCAUGUGGUGGUGGGGGCGGUGAGGGAAUUGAACCGCAGUCAGGAAAUCGGAGUGAAGCCGCUCAGCUGCACCUCGCCUCAGAUCUGGCAACAUGGGACCAGCCUUAUGAACUACCUGCGCAUGGUGGAGUACGAUGGUUUGACAGGGCGUGUGGAGUUCAACAGUAAAGGCCAGAGGACCAACUACACCCUGAGGAUCCUGGAGAAACACCGAGGAGGACACAAAGAGAUUGGGAUCUGGUACUCCAACAAUACCCUUGCGAUGAACUCCACCAGCCUGGAUAUAAAUGUCUCAGAGACGCUGGCCAACAAGACUCUAAUUGUCACCACCAUACUGGAGAACCCAUAUGUGAUGCGUAAGGGCAACUACCAGGAUUUCCAGGGCAAUGACCAGUAUGAGGGCUUCUGUGUCGACAUGCUGAGAGAGCUGGCAGACAUCUUGAAAUUCUCCUUCAGGAUCAAACUGGUGGAUGAUGGACUAUAUGGGGCUCCAGAGCCUAAUGGUUCUUGGACUGGCAUGGUUGGAGAGCUAAUCAACAGGAAAGCAGAUCUGGCAGUGGCUGGCUUCACCAUCACAUCAGAAAGAGAGAAAGUUAUUGACUUUUCUAAGCCGUUCAUGACCCUGGGGAUCAGCAUCUUGUACAGAGUUCAACUGGGGAGGAAGCCGGGAUACUUCUCCUUCCUCGAUCCCUUCUCUCCAGCUGUCUGGCUCUUCAUGCUGUUAGCCUACCUGGCUGUCAGCUGUGUGCUUUUCCUGGCUGCAAGGUUGAGCCCUUACGAGUGGUACAACCCCCACCCGUGUCUGCGGGAGCGCAGGGACAUGCUGGAGAAUCAGUACACGCUGGGAAACAGCCUGUGGUUUCCUGUAGGAGGCUUCAUGCAGCAGGGAUCAGAGAUCAUGCCCAGAGCCCUGUCCACCAGAUGUGUUAGCGGGGUGUGGUGGGCGUUCACCCUGAUCAUCAUCUCCUCCUACACGGCCAACCUGGCCGCCUUCCUGACCGUCCAGAGGAUGGAGGUUCCCAUCGAGUCACCGGAUGAUUUGGCUGACCAGACCAACAUCGAGUAUGGUACCAUCCACGGAGGAAGCACCAUGACCUUCUUCAUGAACUCGCGGUACCAGACCUACCAGCGGAUGUGGAACUACAUGCACUCCAAGCAGCCCAGCGUGUUCGUCAAGAGCACAGAGGAGGGCAUCGCCCGCGUCCUCAACUCCAAGUACGCCUUCUUGAUGGAGAGCACCAUGAACGAGUACCACCGCGGCCUCAACUGUAACCUCACCCAGAUAGGAGGCCUGCUGGACACCAAGGGCUAUGGCAUCGGCAUGCCACUGGGCUCUCCGUUCAGAGAUGAGAUCACGCUGGCCAUCCUCCAGCUGCAGGAGAAUAACAGGCUGGAGAUCCUGAAGAGGAGAUGGUGGGAGGGAGGCCAGUGUCCCAAAGAGGAGGACCACCGUGCCAAGGGCCUGGGCAUGGAGAACAUAGGUGGUAUCUUCGUGGUGCUGAUCUGUGGCCUCAUCAUCGCUGUGUUUGUGGCCAUCAUGGAGUUUGUGUGGUCGACACGCCGCUCGGCAGAGACCGAUGAGGUGUCUGUCUGUCAGGAGAUGCUCACCGAGUUCCGAAACGCCGUCUCCUGUAAGAAGAGCUCCCGCUCCCGCCGCCGUCGGCCUCUAAGCAGCUCAGCAGCCCUGCGUCACCCCGCCCGCAUUGCUCUGGGGGCCCCGCGGCCCCUGCGCCUGGUCCGGGAGAUGCGCCUCAGCAAUGGCAAACUCUACAGUGGCGCUGGCCCUCUGACGGGCGGAGCCGGGUCAGGGGGAGGAGGUGGAGGAGGAGGAACAGGACCUUCCGAUCUGGGCCCCGGACCCCAGCGGAUCCUGGAUGACCCACUGGGGGCCAACACUACCCCUCCUCCACCUGCCCCUACCCCUGUGAUGCUGCCCUCUCGCAGCUGCACACAUGUGAGGAUCUGCCAGGAGUGCAGGAGGAUCCAGAACCUCAGAGCGGGCACCAGUAUAGGGUCAACCACCACAAGAAUACCGCCUUCCUCAGCACCCCUGCCCCGGCUACCCCCGCCCCCGCCCCCAUCCUCAUCCAACACAGACAGUGAGGGUGGAGGGGGGCCAAGCCCCAGGAGGCUACACCACAGCCCCCCACCUCAUACCCCAAGGCCUGUACCACCUCCACAGAGCAGCAACACCACAGACCUACUGGGUGACCAGGACUGAGACCAGAGGCACUGGGAGGGGUACAAGGGCCAGGAGAAGGGGGGCCACUAGUGCAGUCAUGGGACAUUUGAGCUGCUUAGAGAAACACUGCUUGUCUGCAUAAAUGGAAUUUAUACUGGAACGACGGACGGGAGAUCAGGGAGAAAUGGAGAGAAAAUGUGUUGAACACGGGGAGGUCAGCCAAUAGAAAAUGAGAUGACCUUUAGAGGGAGAAUGAAGAAUGAGGACUUUGUCUAGUGGAGCAUGAGGCCUACAGUGACUGUAUCUCCCCCACUGGAUACAAACCCCACUGUGAGGUGGUCAUCAGUUAAGUUCAGUUUUAUUCUUAAGAUGAAUCCUACAGUAUCUGUGCAAACCACACUGAAGAGCAGCUCGACGCGAGCAGAACAGAAUGAGACUAACUAAACAGUCAAGAGGAAACACACCUGACCAACCAACCUGCUGCAGCGACUGGUUUCCACUGGCCUCCCUUCUCUCUCCUUACUUCCCUCUCCCUUCACCCUUAGAUUUGAGUGGCCUGGUUUUGCUCCAGACAAUUGUUUUGAGGCAAACAAUCCCUCUCUAUACCGAGUAGAAAGAAGCCUAGAUGGAGGACGUACUCUGUCUGUAUGUGAUCUAAAACAGCAACUAAAAAGACUACCAGAGAGUUAUUUCCUGUUGUUUUUUUGUUGUCUUUCUUGUUUUGUUACCAUUGUUCUAAGUGGGAAUUACAGAGUUAAAUAAGGACUAUUUGUGACAAAUAUGGUGGAUUAUAACAUACUAAGGAAACCUGACCAAGGCUAAUUGUGUGGACGAGUUUUGUGUCCCUCCCUGUUCUCCAUAGCUGCUUUUGUGAUGGCAUUAAGGAAGAUGGAUAGAAUGACGUGAAGACACACACACACAUCAUAAUGCAAACUGUAGCAGAGGAAAUUUUAACAGUCUGCCUUUACUUAUUGCGUAUGUGUGUGUGUGCGUGCGUGUAUGUGAAUGUAUUUAUAUAUGUGUGUUUCCUGUAUGUCCUUCAGUAAGUGAGAAGAACCGUAUACACAGUGCACCAUUAGCAAUGUAUGAUAAUCGAGCAACGCAGUGGGAGAGAGAGUGAGAGGCUUUGAAAUGUGAAAUUAAUGUUCCUCGUUAUCCUUGGUAACACUUGCCAAGCCUUUACUUCUUUUUUACCUCUGUUCACACAGCAUAAAAGUGAUAGAGAGACAGGGUGAGGGAGAGCUACAGAGAGGCAGAUAGAGAGACACGGGAAGAAAGGAGAUAGGAGGCAGCAAGUGAAAAGGACACCACUGUAUUUGAAUGACAAAACCCUAAUUGAGCUACUUCCAUUAUUAGAUCUGUCCUGAUCUGGUAAUUCUGGGCAUCUUUUAAGGGGCUUGCUUCUGUGCCAGCAGGCUAUAGCUGCAGCUUCGUCCCUUCUCUCUGUUGAACAGACAGACUUGGCUGUCCACAGCAGAGGCUGCUGCCAGGGUGAUAGACUCAACACAGCCUCAACACAGCCUUGUCAAUACUGUCUCAAGCUUUUGAUUUCCUAAUUACUCCCCUCAGUGACUGGGGACUGGUUUGGAGGGGGGGUGAACAUAAGAAAACAUGCUGAUAGAAAUGGAUUUUGAUGAAUUUACAGGAUUUGCACUCAGGCGGAGAGGGGAAUCUGGUUGCUUUUAAUGAUGUUCUUAGUGUUAUAACUCUGCUCUUGUAUGACGCCCAAGGUUUUUUAAAAAAAAAUUAUAGCCACAUUAUUGGUCAUGCUGCUUAAUAAUCCCUUGAAGGUGUAUGAACAUUGUUGUCUGGGCUAACCGAAUUAUGUCAUUUGUUAAUAUUUGCAAACAUGAUGAUAUUCUGUAUGUUAAAUGUGGCCAUUCGCCCAGGGUGCCCACGAGAUUUGCAUUAUAAAUUCAUGUCUUUUGCAGUGAAAAAUAUUUGUUGACACUAUUGUGCUCCAGAUAAUGAAUGAUAGCAUUGUUCAGACACAUUAUGCUAUUCCUUGAAAUGAUUGCUGUCAGCAGAAUUGGGCCUGGAUUUGAUGUGUCUCUUUCUCUCUGUUUACUUCUGCUUUGUGUUGAGAAUGCUGGCACUGCAACUGAAGUCAGCCCACUCCACAAGUAGGCACAGCACACACACACACACACACACACACACACACACACAGAGAGAGAGAGAGAGAGAGAGAGAGAGACAUGCACACACACUGACACAGACACAUACAGUAUAUACAGACAGGAACCCAAAAUGAGAAUGGCCCCCGACGUCUUUAUUUCCUGUUCAGUUCUUGUCUAAAAGCUGUAAAUCCACUGGUUGUUUUCAAAAUUGUCUUUUUUUUACCCCCCCUUCGUCUUCUCUGCUUCAUUCUGUAAAUGAUUUCACCAAACUUGAUAGGUGUAAGCACCACAUGAAUGCAUUAUGUGGAUAUCUAUCAAGAGCUUUAAAUCAUCAGCUAACAGUUUUAAUUAGCUGCAGUGAAGACGAUAUUGUUCAAUGGGAAUAUGAGGGGAUGGAUGACCCGAAAAUGCUGGAAUUUUGCUGGUAUGAAUGUUAAGGGGAAGGGAGGGCCACAAAACAAAUCAAAUGGGGUGCCUGUCACCGGUCACUCCACAAAACAAACAUUUUUGUUUACUUUUAUGUUCUUUUCUUUGGUAUUUUUUCAUAUUUCUAUAUUAGUGCUAAAUGGAUUAUUAAAAUGAUGAUGAAUAUUAUGAUUAAAUUGUUAUUAUUAUUCUUAUUGAAGAGCAAGAGGUUCUAUAGUGUGUUUGUGUGGUGAAAGGAGGGAUAGGAGGUGCUGGAAUGGAGGUGCGGUAAUGCUCUUCAUAGACAUCACCCUGUUGUUCGAACCUAUAGACACACAAACUCCAUUUGGAAUAAAAAAUAUUCAAACAA
Messenger RNA from Myripristis murdjan (pinecone soldierfish), 6412 nucleotides. It is a transcript of the gene grik5, whose product is annotated as glutamate receptor, ionotropic, kainate 5. Gene Ontology annotation, cellular component: membrane. Gene Ontology annotation, molecular function: signaling receptor activity; ligand-gated monoatomic ion channel activity. Gene Ontology annotation, biological process: monoatomic ion transport. The transcript has 20 exons. NCBI's taxonomy places the organism in Eukaryota, Metazoa, Chordata, Actinopteri, Holocentriformes, Holocentridae. Bases 374 to 3556 code for a protein of 1060 amino acids. The record is from RefSeq and is a predicted model, not a curated record.